Molecule: messenger RNA, 2055 nt
Organism: Symbiodinium sp. CCMP2592
Lineage: Eukaryota; Dinophyceae; Suessiales; Symbiodiniaceae
Source: the annotation of a GenBank genome assembly
AUGAGCUGCUUCCAGUGGCUGUUUCGGAAGCGAGAGGAGGAAGCGACGCAGGCGCCGACGCCCAGCGAGGGUGCCUGGAUCUGCACCUGCUCUCCCACGGAGGACUUGACAGAGUUUGGACAAGUUCCACCAGACAGGGUGCCACUGAGCACCCAGAAGCUGCUCCACGAUUGCGAUGAAGCCAGGGAGAAUGGCCCCGAGGCCUUUCGUCGUGCAGAGCCGAUGUCGAUCCGGCCCACGCCUGUCAGCUCGCUGGCGAUGAGGAGCCAUACCUAUCCGGUGCUCCUAGCCGCGAAGAGAGGCUGCGGAUGCUCAGCGAGGGCGCCCGCAGACAGCAAGAUCUCCAAGAAAACGAUGCCGCGAGCACAGCCGGUCCUGUCACAGCCGCAGCAGUGGAUGCAUCUCCGCCUGGUUUCGACAGAGGUGGCACGCUCGAAGGCGGCCAUCGGCCUGAUGCUUCUGCGGGAGGCUUUCGUCUUUGAUGUGGUGUCGAACGACUCAGCGCCAACGACCCCCACAACACGAGCUGCUACGUCAUCUCUGCCAAGCAGCCCUGAUAUCAACGCUGACGUGGUAGAUGCCCAGAAUGCCCUGGCCGCAGCCCUCCCUCCAGAAGAUGGGAAGGAAGAUGCACGUCUCUCACCCGAGCUGGUGGAGCGUUUCAAGGAGAUAGUGCGCGUGGCUACGGCUCCGACAGUGCAACCGCCUUCCGGAGCUUCCAAGGUUCGCCGAUGCGCUGCGAAAAGCCGUAUACAGGCGCCGGCGGAGUACACCUUGGAGAUGCAGCUCCAGGAAAAUGCCCAGAGGAUUCGCCUCCUGGAGGAGGCAAGCAUUCUGCAAGAUCUUGUGGCCGCCAGCGCGCACUAUCGAGAUGGAGUGGCGGGGCGCAAAGAAGACCUGGACCACGAAGGGCUGCUGCAGUAUGUCUACGGCGAGUUUGAUAGCUCCGACUGCGAGCUGCGCGAGUCCAAGGCGGACCUCAUUCGCAGCUUGAUGUCGCGGCAGUCCAUGGCUGUGGACGAAGCGUGCUUCGCAGAGGACGACGCCAAAGAGCGCGUGAUGACGGAGAGCGAGAUGAAGGCAAACUGUGCAUCGCCGGGUGCCCUCUGCGCCGAGUGCAGGCUUCAGCGGCGUGUUCAGGGCUUCGACUUCGAUCAGACCAUCUCCAAGAUCCACGUCUUCAAGCAGCUCGCCGGGUGGGAGCUGGGUGUGGAUGCGCCUCAGGCGCUGUCGGAGCGGCAGAAGAUAUCGCAGGUCACGCACGCUGUCAACAGCUUUGACGUGCACGGCUGCAAGCUGUCGGUGCCGGGCGUGCCUGAGUCUGCUCGUGUUGAGGCAGAGCCCUGUUGCGACUUCAUGCGACUUCGCAUUCUGCGUGCCGCGUUUGGAAAAGUGCGGGCAAAAGAGCCCCCUCAGCCGGCAGAGCCAGCAGAGCUUGCAAAGGAGGCUACAGAGGAAACCUCCAAGGGAGCGGCUGGAGGCACUGACGUAAACGUUGCGGAGCCGGAGGCGCUGGUUGAGCCUCCGAGCGGGUGCGAGGCAGCCUCUCAAGCCGCUCAGGGCCAGAUUGCUGGAAAGGUUCAUGAGGUGCCUCAGUUCAGAAUCUACCUCAUGAUGUACGACGUCUCACACGGACGCGCGGCUCGCUACUCCAACAUACUGCUGGGAGAACACCUCGAGGCAGUUUGGCACACCGGAUUGGUAGUCGAAUGGGGCCAAGCAAGCGAAUUUUGGUUUGGAGGGAACAUCGAAGAAUCGGAGCCCGGGAGAUCACCGUUCGGGCCGCCAACAGACAAGAGGUUCCUGGGCUAUACGAAGAAGACACGGGAACAAGUCUUCCAAUUCUUCGACAGGUUGAUGGUAAUCGACAGGAAUUAUGACGGGCAGCACUACAAUUUGAUGACAAACAAUUGCAAUCACUUUUCGGACAGGUUGCUGAUGUUUCUCCGAAACGAGCAAAUUCCUGAAGAUAUCCGAAAGCAGCCUAAGCUUGUGACUCGACGUUUGCGUGGUCAAGUUCUCUGUUACUUGCUUGGGUUGCACUGGUGGUGCUGA